AUGCGUCAAUUCGGUCGACAUCGUAUGCUAACUGGAGUUGGACCAGAGAAUUUAUUCAACUUGAAUAUGACUGAACUACCGAUAGUCUAUGAGAAACCAUCUGCUCAAUUAUUCUUACCAGAUGUAUAUAAAAAUGCUCAUUUAAACAAACCUUAUAAUGAUUCAAUUUUCAAUAGUUUACAAUUUAAAAUGCUUCCAAAUCGACACAGAAUUUCCGGUGAUUUCAUUUUAACAAAAAAUAGAUUAUAA
Molecule: messenger RNA, 249 nt
Organism: Trichobilharzia szidati
Lineage: Eukaryota; Metazoa; Platyhelminthes; Trematoda; Strigeidida; Schistosomatidae
Source: the annotation of a GenBank genome assembly